Molecule: messenger RNA, 3574 nt
Organism: Pantherophis guttatus
Lineage: Eukaryota; Metazoa; Chordata; Lepidosauria; Squamata; Colubridae
Gene: CCDC25
Product: coiled-coil domain containing 25
Source: RefSeq, a predicted model, not a curated record
CUGGCCGUUUGCGAAUCUUUCCGGUUUAAAUCUCCGGAGCGGGUGAGAAGGAGCUCCCGUGGUGUGUUGCCAUGGUUUUUUAUUUCACGUCCAACGGUAAGAGCGGCCUGGCCUCAAGCUCACGGCUCUUCUCAGAUAUAAUUGUUCCUUCUGUUUAUACAAUUUAUAUGGGAAAAGACAAGUAUGAAAAUGAAGAUCUAAUAAAAUAUGGUUGGCUGGAAGAUAUUUGGUUUCAUGUGGACAAGCUCUCCUCAGCACAUGUCUACCUCCGGCUACAUAAGGGGCAAACAGUGGAUGAUAUUCCUAAGGAGGUUUUGAUAGAUUGUGCACAGCUUGUGAAGGCCAACAGCAUUCAAGGCUGCAAAAUGAAUAAUGUCAAUAUAGUAUAUACCCCAUGGGCCAACCUAAAGAAAACGGCAGACAUGGAUGUGGGCCAGAUUGGUUUUCAUAGACAAAAGGAUGUGAAGAUAGUGACAGUGGAGAAGAAGAUAAACGAGAUUUUGAACCGAUUGGAAAAGACCAAAGUGGAACGAUUCCCAGACCUGGCUGCAGAGAAAGAAGCCCGUGAUAGGGAGGAGAGGAAUGAGAAGAAGGCCCAGAUCCAAGAGAUAAAACGGAAGGAAAAGGAAGAAAUGAAAAAGAAAAAGGAACUGGAAGAUCUUAGGAGUUACUCUUCCUUAAUGAAAGCAGAGAAUAUGACUUCUAACCAGGAUGGCAAUGACUCUGAUGACUUCAUGUAAAUCUAGGCACCCUCCUUGUGGAAGAUGAAGAUGAAUUUUGACAUCUUAGCCUUUUGCUCUGGAUGCCAAAAAUAAGCAAAUGAAAUUGGGAGCCUCUUUACUUGUUUUAUUGUGAGCAGCGAGUAUCUGUUCGUUUUCCUGGGCAGAUCAUUCCAGUUAAAGUUCUGAAACCAUCAGUUGUGACUCCAGAGCUAUUAGGAUGUCUUACUUCCUGGAGAGGCUGGAUUUUGGGGUGUCUAUAUUUCCAGGAUAGGUUGAGGAGAAGGCUACAUUCAAGAGGCUUUGAGCCAGAAAAUCAGUUUCUGCCUUAAAUUUUCCUGGGGAGCAGAUCUGGAAUGUUUUGCCAUUAUCUUUUGAAUAUGCGUCAUUGAGCUCAGAAAUAUUUUUAUCUCACAGUAUUAGAGUUUGAUUUUUUUUUUUUAAUUUUUAGUUUCCUUGGUUGCUUGGGUACCUGGUUGCACCAAUUACAAUUUGAUACCUCUCAUCCCUUAGAAAUCUGAAUCCAGAACAGCUGUCUUUCUAUGCUUAUUAUACUUGGCUAGAAUCCAAAACAUCUUUCACCCAACAAUCAGCAUUGCUUUGCAUUUGUAGCACGCUGCAAAACCCGGUGCUGUCUUUCAAGGAAAGAAGUAUGCACUGUUGGGCUACUUUUGUUAUGUUUGGGCUCCUUGUGAUCCUGAUGCAGAACUUUAUGUGGGUUUUUUUUUUUUUUUUUUUGUCCGCCCAGAGUUUGCAUUGGAAUAGUAGAGGAGCCAGGAAAGCUGCCACUGUUGAUUCUCCAUUUAAGAGGGCAUUCAGAAGGUCUACUUCUUAGGUUCUCUUCUGACCAGCAGCAUAUAAUAUUUCUUUGCAGUGAAUGUCAACCUUUUCCCCCCAUAAAAAGCGAAAACUAAAAAAACAACAAAAGGUGGUAAACUGCUUUCCCAAUGUAGCAACUUAGUUUGGCAUUACCCACAUUUUUCUUGCUUAUGGAUUUUGUCUGUUGUCACCGGGGCAUCUUCUGAGAUGUAUAGCUAUUGCAUAUGAAGUCAGGAUCCCUAGAUAUGAAAACUGUUUGCUUAGCCUCAAUAGGGGAAAAUAUAAGGUGAACUUCUUUAUCUGAACAAGUGCCUCAGUAUAAAAAAAAAUUAUGAGGGAAAAUGGCUACAAUCUCUAUAGAGUCCACAAUCUCUAAACUAGAGAGCUUCUGACAGGAUGUUGGAGAAAAAAACAAUUAGGUUUGUUGAGUUACCAUCUUUUACUGUAUUUGUUUGUUUUCUGCAGUGUUAUCACUGAACAUGCAGAAAAAGUUAAAGGCUGGCCUUGACUUCUCAAAGGCUCAAAUUCCCGCUGCGGUCCCUGAUGCAAUUUUUUAAAAGCUCUUAAAUAAUCCUAGAAAAUGCCUUCAAAGUAGUUCAAGGUUCAGCAUUAAAAUUCUGUCACUUUAAUAGUUACAGAUGCUCACUAGGAACCUCCAAAAAUAAUAAUUUAAAAAAAAACUACACUGAAAUUUGGAUCUGCAUGCUUGCGUAGGAUACCAUGCCUUCCUGAAAUCUGCUACAAUAGUUUUUCCAACACACUUUGAAGCAGAAUUUUUUAUCAUGCAGGAAGAGAAAUCUAGUAAUGCAUCAUUGGAUCUUGAAACUUACUUCCAAGAUGUAUUGGGUCUGCAGAUGAGGUUUCAGCAUCUCGUUAAAAAAAGAUACGCACUAUGUGUUUACACUAAAAAAAAAUCCCCAGAAGAUAAAUUAAUUUAUGAGAAGGGUAAUACGGCAUACACUAAACAUAAUACUUUUAUUGGCAACUUUGUCUUACUACAAAUUACUCAGAACAAAGAGUAUUUUUUUCCACAAAGAAACAAAAACAUGUAUUUAAUCAUUGAUUUCACAGAAUGUAACUGAUCUUCAGCAGUUUGAAAUUGCUGAAUAUUACAUUUUCAGUAAUAACUUGGCAGACUUCCAUUGCAAAUAUAGUUUGUUUCCUUCUGAGACUUUACACAAAAUUUGGCUCAACAUUGCUGUUCUCCUUCUCUUAUAAAAUCAUUCAUUUUUAAAGAGUUGCAAAUAGCAUAAUCUCGUUGAUUAAUAUUAGCCUAGAUAGUUGACAAAUGUUUAUAUAUAAAAAAGCAAGCUAAAUAGUUGGCUAUAGUUCCUAACACAGCAUCAUACCCAGUUUGUUGUAUUGUCUCAGGUGGUCUGGCUGUUUAAUACUAUUUUUGGAAGGUAAGACCUAGGGUAAAGAGUCCAGGAAGUUCAGUAUUUUUAAAAGGUGGUUUCUUUAGGCUUCUAACCAUUUGGGCUUUAUAAGAGUGAUAAUCUUUUACUGUGUUCAUUGUACACUGUGACAUGCUUGUAAAAUGACUACUUUGAUUCUGGAGACUAAUAUGAUCAGGAUUUCAAUGCAAUCUGGGACCUUUUCCUUUCUUUUUGCUUUGAAACAAGGGUUUCCUUCCUUGUUCUCAUUGACUUUGGGAAAGUGAGAGCAUCAACAAAGUGGGAGAAAUUAAUACUUUAAACUUCAGGAAAUAUCAACUUUUCUGCAACAAAUAAUUUUAAAGAGGUGACUCAAAGCAUUCUUCUGAAUAAUAUGACACGUUUAACCAAUUAGAGGAUGUGUAUUUUUUUUUGUUUUUAAUGUACUAUGUUGUUGGUUUUGGGUUAUAUCCUGCAACUAAAUUGUUGAGCUGUUGCUACGCUUACAUAAAUGUUCAUUGCUGAGAUUGCUAUUAUUUUCUCACUAAGUCAUCCAGACAGUUUCCCAAGUUCAGUGAUUUUGUUCUGAAGGAUUCAACCAUCUGUAUAUACCUGUCUUCACCUGAAUCUUGUUCUAACUGACACAUAAAUUAUUUAAACCUA